This is a messenger RNA of Seriola dumerili (greater amberjack), 4904 nucleotides long. RefSeq names its product receptor interacting serine/threonine kinase 2 (gene ripk2). Gene Ontology annotation, molecular function: JUN kinase kinase kinase activity; ATP binding. The transcript has 11 exons. Lineage: Eukaryota; Metazoa; Chordata; Actinopteri; Carangiformes; Carangidae. The record is from RefSeq and is a predicted model, not a curated record. Bases 327 to 2129 code for a protein of 600 amino acids. Gene Ontology annotation, biological process: innate immune response; positive regulation of canonical NF-kappaB signal transduction; regulation of apoptotic process.
GGCACAGUGGCGCUCUGUUGUUUUCGCUCUUUCGCAAAGACUCUGUCAGCUGGUCACAGGAAGCCGCUGUAGCGUAUCAUGAGUAAACAGGAGCGUGAAAGCUCAUACAUUUAAUUCUUGUCGUUGGGUGUACGGCAGUUUUGGUCAGGAAACGUGUGAACCGCUAAUCGUUGGCUCACUCUCAGCCGUCCUCCACCUCCGCCACAUUAACGUUAGCUUAGCCUGCUAGCGUUCCGCGACAUUAUGGCAUGCGUGUUAAUGGGAGAGCUCUUCCUCAUUGCGUACACCUAAAGAGGCAGUUCUGCUUUCAGUAGCUGACCUAGUGGAUGAUAAAUCCUCAGAGACUUCUCGUAAAAGGCUCACAAACUGCCAUGGAACCGUGCGCGGCUAUGGGCUGUGUGAACAUGGGCAGUCUGACCAGCACCUUACCGGUGAUCCCCUACCAGAAGCUCACAGACCUGUACUACCUGAGCAGAGGCGGCUUUGGCACCGUGUUUAAGGCGCAGCACUCCGACUGGAGGACCACUGUGGCCAUCAAGUGCCUGAAGUUCGACUCGCCUUUCGGGGAAAGAGAGAGGAACUGCCUGCUGAAGGAGGCUGAGGUGCUCCACAAAGCCAGAUUCAACUACAUCAUCCAGAUCUUUGGCAUUUGCAAUGAGCCAGAGUUCUUCUGCAUUGUCACAGAGUUCAUGAGCAAUGGCUCUCUGGACCUGUUGCUCCACGAGAAGGACAUGUACCCAGUUCUUGCCUGGCCUUUGCGACUGAGGAUUCUUUAUGAAAUUGCACUUGGGGUCAACUUCCUUCACAACAUGAACCCACCGCUCUUACAUCAUGAUCUAAAGACACAGAACAUACUGCUGGAUGGUGAAUUUCAUGUUAAGAUUGCAGACUUUGGCCUUUCAAAGUGGCGGCAGCUGUCUGUUAGUAAAGGCUCAGGGUCCAAACCCACAGAGAUGGGCGGCACAGUCAUCUACAUGCCCCCUGAGGAGUACGAACCAUCCAAGAGCCGCCGUGCCGAUGUGAAACAUGAUAUGUACAGCUAUGCCAUCAUAAUGUGGGAGGUGCUGUCCAGGCAAAUACCAUUCGAAGAGGUGACAAACCCCAUGCAGAUUAUGUUCAGCGUAUUGCGCGGUAUGCGUCCUGACACAAGCCUGGAGAGCCUGCCCGCUGAGAUCCCCAGCAGAGGGACCCUUAUCAGUUUAAUGACCUGCGGCUGGACCUCUAACCCUGACGAACGGCCUUCCUUCCUCCAGUGUUUGAUUGAGCUGGAGCCCAUGGUGAGAACGUUUGAUGAAAUAGACUUCUUGGAGGCCGUGCUGCAGAUCAAGAGGUCAAAGUUGAGGCAGAGAUCAGGCUGUUGUUCAGCUCAGACGGUGUGUGAGAAGAGGAGUGAGAAGGGAUCCCUGAACAUGCUGAAGAACAGUCCCAGCCCCUGGCCAGAGAGUUCAGGCUCGGGCUCAGCCUCUUGUUCUUCCCAGGACACAGACAUAUCCCAACCAGGUGACCUCAUCAGCAGUAAUGCUGCACCGUCUAAAGGUAGUCUUCCACCGUCAUUCAUAACUAAUACUCUGGAGCCUCCAGAGUCUCUGAAGGACCACAGCCAAAUCAACAAUCUCAACGACUUCCAGAGCGCCAGGCCCCUGAAAGAUUUGAACAUUCCCAUCAAGCCUGGCCUGCCGGUGACCGAGUGUGAGACUCGACUGGACAACCUCACCCUCAAGCCACAGCCUCAGCAACAAGUGAAUUACACUCCUCCAUUGCAGCAGUCCCCACCCUCACAAGGCCCCAUCGCCCAGUGGAUCGCAACACGGCGUGAGGAGAUCGUCCUCCAGAUGACAGAUGCCUGUUUGAACCAGAGCUUGGACGCCCUGCUGGCCCGCUCCAUGCUGAUGCGAGAGGAUUACGAACUUGUGGUGAACCAGGCCACUCGCACCGCCAAGGUCCGCCAGCUCCUGGACAACUGUCACAGACACAACGAAGACUUCUGCCGCAUUGUCGUCCGCAAGCUGCACGACAACAAGCAGAUGGGUCUUCAGCCGUACCCGGCCGAAAUCAGCUCCCCUACCGCAGCCAUCGUCCCCAGCGCACCGCCAAUGUCCACGUCCUACAAUAUCCCCAGGAACAUGUAGCAGCAGUUUCAGCCAAGCAAUGGAAAAUAUCCAGUUUACAGUCUGUUCCGACGUUACACUAAAGUUGACGAUUACUGGUCCCGCUGUCAUCAAGAUGGUCACCAUGUUUCCUGCCGGUUUUUCCCCGAAAAGGAUUGAGAAAAACACGUCACAGGUACUGAACCAAACUACUGGUUGGAAAGUUAAUAUCCACUCAUCAGUAAGAGACGGAUUCGAUUCUGUAUUAUCAGAAUCAAAAGAUUUUGACUGAAUCAUCGAUUUUAUUUAACAAUGUUCUGGAUUAAAUGAGGUGAUUUAUUUAUAGUAUUCACACACUGAGUGGAUGUAUUCCAGGGUUUCACUCAUUUUGGUAUGUUACCAUUAGUUAUGUAGCCUAGUAUUUUUAUUUAUGUGUGUGUGCGCGUAUGCGUGCGUGCGUGCGUGUGUGUGUGUGUGCGCGCGCGCAGCCUUAUUUGUAGAAUGCAGACAUCCUCGAUACACUCAGUUGAUCUGAGUAAGUGACAGGACGACUGUUAACAUGCUGGUAAAUCUGCAAGAAAAAUAAGAUGUAUUCCUAUUAUAGCAAUCUCAUCUAAAAGUAUCAUGUAGUUAUGGGUUGACUUUCCUGACAAUGUGUCCCACCUGUGAAGGGGUACGUGGCCCUCAAAGGAACAAAGGGUGUCUGUCUUGGUUUGAAGCACAUAUCCAUUGAUAAACCAAUGAGAAAAUGCAUCAUCAAGUGCUGUACAAGAAAUACUCCAGAGCUAAUGAUAGCAAUCUAACCACGUGUUCUUGAACUUUAACAGUGCCACGUAACUCAGCUGAAAUGUUGGAUUGAGUUGUGAUUUUGGUAGACUGUGACUGUGUGGAAAGUUUUCUUUCCUCCCUCUCUUUUUACCACUGAGCUAAAGAGAGUCACUGGGACCUGGUGUAAAGAGGAAGUUGAGAUUGUAAUAUAACACCCAGAAGGAGAAGGAUGUGUAUGUAUGUGUGUGUGUGUGCGUGCGUGUCUGCAUGUCAAAGUGGACUAAAGUGAUCUGCCCUCUGAUUUCUUUUGGUCUUCUCAGUAGUGGCAUCACCUCUCAGUAUUCUUAAUAAUGUUCACUUUAGACACUUCAGACUCAUCUGGAUGCUUCAAGAGUUAAAGUUCUUCCAUGCGCUCUGAGCUAAGAUUGAAAAUUAAGAGUCACAUUUUUAUCCUGCUGAGUUGAGACAAAUGCAAUACAUGAACAGAGUAAAUCAAACCCGCUUUGCUUGUAGCACUGUACGGUACAGUCUAAGCUGUCACGCUGCUCAGUUUAUUACUCUUUAAUUGUGAAACUUUUUCUACUGUAUGUGUGCUGCCUAAAUCUGCUCAAACUGACAGUAAGACUUGUAAAAUCUGUUUCUUCUAGACAUUCAGCAAGGCAUAAAUCUGUUCAAUGCAAGAAAAUACAUCGACAUGAAAACGGUAGCAUCAUUUUAUCUCUAUAUAUAAGAGUAAAACCUGUUUGUCAGCCCCAGAAUUCACUGUCACUUCAUUCAAAUGUCUAACAUGUAAUGGAUAUUCUUUGUGCCAAAAUACAUUGUAGUAAAGAAACAAAUGAUUUCUAUUCCCAUGACACGCUCGUUACUUUCAGUCCUCCUUAACUCAUUUGUGUUUGUGUGUGCGCGAGUGAUAGAGCUGCAUCUAAUGAUGAUUUUCAUUGUCGAGUAACUGGAUGAUAAUUUUCUCAUUUGGUCUUUUAUGGUUCAGAAAAUGGUAAAAACAAAAAAUGCAGUUCACUGUUUCCCAGAGCCCAAGGUGACAUCUUUAAACUGUUGGAUUUUUUCUGAACAACAGUCAAAGCCCAAAGGUAUUUAGAAGACUGAAGACUAAGAAAACAAAGCAAAUAUUUACAUUUAAAAAGCUGGAAUCAGUGAUUUUCCUUUGGUAUUAAUGCUUCGAAAUAACUUUAUCAAUUAAGUGAUUAUUAUAAUAUUCUGACCAUCAACUAAUCAUAUCAGCUCUAGUGUGUAUGUGUAUAGUUUCUCAUGAAGAGCCUUACUGCCGUCGUCACUACUUUCACUUUAUCAAAUGGGUGCUCACAUUACAGUAUUGUAGCUACGGUCUGUAUAUCCAUACAUUCAUCACAGAAUAACCUUUUGUUUUCUUUCCAUUUCUCUACAUAAAUGCACUUCCUCAUUGCUCAUUAUGUGGAUACACAGGCUCCCUGUCAUUAAGUCCAAAAUAAAUUGCAGUUCAAUAACAACUGCACUUUGAACUACACAGUGGGAAAUGGACCCCAGCAGGUCAUUCUUACAAGAAAUAUUACACAGUGAUGUAACGUCAUUUAAAUGACAACAGGAAGGCCAACAAGGUCGAUAUGCUUCCAUGAUGUUGGACUUGUAUUGCCUUGUCUUUGAUAACUGUGCCUCAUAUUCUGCUUUGAGUCUCAACUAUAGUAAUGUGCAAAAGCCUUUUACACACAUAUCAAGCAAGGAUGAGUAAAAAUGCUACAAAUUUAAUAGCCUAAAUAUGUUUAACAUAUUUUGUAUUGUAGAUGAUGGUGUCAUCUUUUUAUAUGUAUUUUCAUCCGUGAUCAGUUGUUAAAAACUCAUGCAUUGUUUUGUUUUUUUUAAGUGUUGAUUUGAUAUUCGUAGCGUUGCCUGGCCCAUAAUUUGGGACAUAAUUUAGUGCCCGUGUCAUUAUCAAUGUCAGUUUAUCAGUAAUAUUAUGUGUUACAUAAAGUUCAGUUGAUGUGAAGCUGUGGUUUCAACAACUAGGUAUUUUUCACAAACUGUAUCAAACGCAUUAAAAUUGGUACUCUGUUUUUA